UGCUCCAGGUGGAAUUACGGUACUUUAUUUACAGUCAGCUGGUUUAGUGAAGUCCAGUGGUUGGGUUAAUGUUGACCUUAUCCACUUAAUUGAUUUUUGUAGAUAUGUGCUUAUUCUGAAUUUGAUGCCAGCAGCACGUUUCAACCUGCUUUUAACAUUCCAUGAGUGAACAGGUUCAUUGGUAACGUGAUAGAAUUAUGAUGAGGUAUGAAAGGGGCAUCUUCACGAGCCUCAACUGCAAAAAUGGGCCAAGUUUCACCACUUUGUCAAACAAUUGCGAAAAGGAUCCUUAAAGGAUAUCAACUCGUGUCAUAGUUUAAUGUCAAUUUUAAUCUGAAAAGUAAUAACCAUGACUUCAGUGUAGUAGAAGCAUAAAGUAAUGUAAAAUGGGAAUGUUCAAGUAAAGUACAAUUAUCUCCAAGUUUAAUUAAGUGUUUCAAGUAUUUUAGUUAUUUAUUUUACACCACUGCAUUCUCGCUGUGUGUGAUAGGUCAACAUGUGAUUCCAAAACCAUGAGUGUUAUAGAACUACUAUAACUCCAUGUGUCUGCAUUCAGGUACAGGAGCAUGACUGAGGUCCAGCACUGAUGCUGGAUGAACAUUUCUCACUACAUUUCUUCAUCCUGAAGAUGGUGCUCUGUGUGACUCAGUCAACCAUUUCUUUAUGGAAGUGGCCACAGGAGCACACGUGUUGAAAUGGGUAAAGGGACAAGCACACACUGUUGCCACAACAUUGAAUGCACAAUAUUGCACACUAUGCUGCUUUAUAAGCAAGAAAGUUGAACACAUUGUGCUGUUCUGGGCUGUGUAUUGACAUCUCAGUUGAUGCUGUUUCCACUGUAGUGUCCUGUUAAAAAGUGGCAGUGUGAAACUAACCUCAGGGCAUUAUAGGGCCAUGUGGUGGAUCAAUGGGUUCAAACUAGAGUCCUAGUUUGCAACAGCAUUGAAAUAGAGUCAGCUACCCUGCACAGUGGGGUCUCUUCCCUCUUCAAGGCAUGACAAAUGAGACCCGAUGUCUCCACAAAUGAAUCUGCUCUUUUAUGAUGGCUUUAUGACAAAGCACGAGACAAGGACCUAAUACAACAUGUAAGUAAAACCAUCUGUAUUUUUGACUUUCAGUUUUAUUAAGAUCAUACCAACUAUUCAUGUUUCUUUAUUCAUUGGCAGAUAAUAAUUAUAAUGUGACAGAAAAUGGGGGAUUGGAACUUAUUAGGGAGUAUUUUAGAAGAGGUCCACAUUCAUUCCACCAUUGUGGGGAAGAUCUGGCUCACCAUCCUCUUCAUUUUCCGGAUGCUCGUGCUUGGCGUUGCAGCUGAGGAUGUUUGGGAUGACGAACAGAGUGAGUUUGUUUGCAACACUGAGCAACCUGGCUGUAAGAAUGUCUGCUAUGACCAGGCUUUCCCUAUCUCCCUAAUCCGCUACUGGGUCCUGCAGAUCAUCUUCGUGUCCUCUCCGUCUCUGGUCUACAUGGGGCAUGCAUUGUACCGUUUGAGGACCCUUGAGAAGGAGAGGCACAAGAAGAAAGCCUGUCUGAAAGCUGAGCUGGAAGGGACAGACCCUGUCCAGGAGGACCAUAAGAGAAUUGAGCGAGAGCUCAGGAAAUUAGAUGAACAAAAGAAAGUGAGGAAAGCUCCCCUUAGAGGCUCCUUGCUGCGCACAUAUGUUUUCCAUAUCUUAACGAGGUCUGUUGUGGAGGUGGGCUUCAUUAUUGGUCAGUGUGCUCUGUACGGCAUUGGACUGUCUCCGCUGUACAAAUGUGAGAGGUUGCCUUGCCCCAACAGCGUUGAUUGUUUUGUGUCACGGCCAACAGAAAAGAACAUUUUCAUGGUUUUCAUGCUGGUCAUUGCUGGAGUUUCUUUAUUCCUCAACCUCCUGGAAAUUUUCCAUCUGGGGGUAAAGAAGAUCAAACAAAGCUUGUAUGGAUACAAAUAUGGAGAUGAUGACAGUGUGUACAGAUCAAAGAAAAACUCCAUGGUGCAGCAGGUUUGUGUGCUCACUAACUCCUCACCACAGAGAUUGAUGCAGCUCACACAGAUGACCUGCUCUGUUGUGUCUGACGCCCGUGGGGAGACUCUACCUUUGAAUUUGGCCCCAGUGGCUCCCCAGAAUCAGGAGGGGUCCAACAGUUCCAACCAACAGCCUGUACGGCCAUGCCUGUCGAGCCACCCUGACGCCCAGGGUCUACAACAGCAGGGGGCUGAGGAGAAGCGUUACACUCUGGACAACAGGAAGGCCUCGUGCAGCAGUGAAGAGUCAAAUGGACCACAUGGUUCGGCCCAGCUGCAGUACGCAGGACCUCGACCCACACUGAUGGCCGGCCACAUGGAGAUCCCAGCAGCCUUGAGAAACCCACAGAGGAAGCAGAGCAGAGUGAGUGUUUGUAAGGAGCUCAGUGACAUGAGUGAUUCUCCAGAGAGUGACCACUACCCCACAGCCCGGAAGUGCAGUUUUAUGUCCCGAGGAAUGUCGGAGGGCAAGCUGGCAACUCCGUCCGAUAGCACAGAUUCUCAUAGCGGAACAGACAACGAAGCCCAGCACCUCAAUCAGGGAGAGAGUCCAGUAGUGACCCCACCACCUCCAGUCGGUGGGAGGAGGAUGUCCAUGAGCAUGAUUCUGGAGCUGUCUUCAAUUAUGAAAAAGUAAACUGAAAAUGGACAUUUUGGAGGAAUGUGGAAAUUCUAAAAUGGCCGAGGAUCCUGAUUGCAAAGCAAAUCUCAUCCCGUCUUUCAACUUUAACUUUUUCUUUUCACAGUACAGUUAUACUGUAUGUAUUCAUCAUGAACAAGAAUUUCAACUCAGAUUUGUUACCAUGACAUUCAACAAAAGAAGCUUAGUAAUUUUCUUUAUGUACUGUGCAAAUGAUAUUUCCAGCAUCUGAUAACUUAGGGAGGUUGGUAGAUUUUACGGAUCAUAAAUCAAAUCUAAAUCAAAAUUAUAUUUGGCUGGAAGCAUGGGAGACAGCUCAUAAAAUGAGACAAAAAAACCCCUUGCAAAUGUAUUUGACUGAAGAUUGUAAUUUAGACAUAUAGAUAAGACUGUGGAAUUGGCCACCACAAAAAGAACAGAGAUUUCUCUGAACCAGUGUUUAUGAUUUAUCAUACAUGAUGAGCUGGAGAAAAAAAAGGGCUCUUCAAUUUUAACAUUUUGUUUUUACUGAGAGUAGCCUAAUAAUCUUUAUGAAUAUAUCUAAUAAAUUCAAGCUU
This is a messenger RNA of Scatophagus argus, 3202 nucleotides long. It is a transcript of the gene gja10b, whose product is annotated as gap junction protein alpha 10 b. Gene Ontology annotation, biological process: cell communication. NCBI's taxonomy places the organism in Eukaryota, Metazoa, Chordata, Actinopteri, Scatophagidae. Gene Ontology annotation, cellular component: connexin complex. The record is from RefSeq and is a predicted model, not a curated record. Bases 1191 to 2642 code for a protein of 483 amino acids. The transcript is spliced from 2 exons.